AUGGCUGACUACGACCGUCGACCCUAUGACCGCCCAAGAGGUGGUGGCCGCAAAAGGCGCUACAGAGAUGACGAUGACGACGAUCACCGUCCUCAGCGACGCAGAUAUGAGGAGCCGCUCGUGGUUCAGGUCCGGCGACAGCUACUCACCCUUGCUGAAUCGGCUGCGCGACGAGUGGAGGACGAUGUACAGGGGAUCGCGAAGACGGUGGCGGACAACUAUGACGACGAGGAGCUGCGCGAAACCUUCAUCAACAUCUCCAUUGACCUUGUCCUUGAGCAACCGAUGAAGAUUCCUUUCGUCGCCACGACGGUCUUGUGUGCACAUGACCUGAAACCUGAGCUUGGAACGGAGGUGAUCAACAAGGCUGGUGAUGUCCUGCAGAAGUACGUUGGUUUAGGAGCGUGGCGUGAGGUCAAGCUUCUCCUUCGUUUCCUGGGUGUCUUGCAGCCUGCGUUUGAAGGAGAGGGUAUCUUCCCGCUGCUAGAGGAGCUGUUCUCUCGUGCGGUGGAUCUCCAGACGGCGUCUUCGGAAGAUCUUCUUGGGUUGGAGCUUGUGAAGGUCAUCCUCUUCACGAUCCCUUUUGUGAUGUUGUCUCCCGCUACGGGCUUUGACUCCCAGGCUUCUGCGCUUCUGGAGAAGACGGAUAUCAUUGCUUCCACUCCUCACCCCCUCGUGGACCUAGUGAAUACCUUCAGCCCGGAUGAGGACAAGCCAGCCGCUGGUCAAAGUGUCAUCAGUUUGCUCCAGACUCAGCUUCAAGGUGAGGCCAGUCGGGAUUGGGAGCUCACCUGUCUUCCCCGGCCCUGGAGGCAUCUGCGUGAUGAUGAGACUGGUGAACCCAGGCUGCUUGAGAAAGUGUCAAAGAUUGCCUUCCCCCAGAUUACGAUUCCUAACCCGGUGAAGAACGGCACACGGACCCUUUUCCCGGAGGUCUAUCUCUCCGUCUACGCGGACCAAGAUGUGGAUACUGUCCCUUCUUCCUCGGACAUCGCUUCGUCACUCUUGAGAGAUGCGCUGGUCGAUACCAUCAAUCUGCUCAACUUCAAUCGGGUUGCUACGGCUAAGUUCCUUAUCGAUGUGGAUUGCUACUUUCCGCCCCAUAUCUUUGUGAAGCGUGCGACGCCUUUCGAUCGGAUGCGUGAACUGGCGCCGGAAGACCGGGCAUGGAAACCCGAGGACGUGGCUGUGGAUGCAGUCUUCUCUCAAUUGUUCCAGCUGCCUACUCCGGAGCACAAGCUCGUCUACUAUCACUCCUUGCUCACCGAAUGCUGCAAAAUUGCUCCGGCGGCAAUUGCGCCCAGCUUGGGUCGUGCAAUCCGAUUUCUGUAUAACAACGUGGAGACGAUGGACUUGGACCUCACCUAUCGUUUCUUGGAUUGGUUCGCCCAUCAUCUCAGCAACUUCGGCUUCACGUGGAAAUGGAGCGAGUGGGUCGACGAUCUUGAUCUGCCAAUUAUUCACCCGAAGAUGGCUUUUAUCCACGGUGCUCUGGACAAAGAAAUUCGUCUUAGCUUCGCGCAACGAAUCAAGGGUACUCUGCCGGAGGCGUAUCAGCCCUUGAUUUCAGAGGGCAAGGAGAAAGAUACUCCUGAAUUCAAGUAUCUGGCUGAGAUGACGCCCUAUUCGAAGGAGGGGCAAGAUAUCAUGCAGCUCAUCCGCAAGAAAGCCAGUGAUGAGGAAAUCCAGCCUGUCAUUGCAUCCAUCGAAGAGCAGGCCAAGGAUUUGGGGGUGGAAGACCCCAAAGUUCCUUCAACAGAUGCUUUGGUGACAUCGAUCUGCUUCGUCGGAUCCAAGUCGCUGUCGCACGUCCUGUCGUGCAUUGAACGAAACAAGGAACGCCUCUUAGCCAUCGGCCAGGAGUCGCCGCGUGCACGCUGCCAGAUCAUUGCCUCUGUCAUGGAGUACUGGACAGACCAGCCUGGCAUUGCCAUCAAUAUCAUCGACAAGUUGCUCAACUACACCAUCCUCAGCCCUCUUUCUGUCUUGGAAUGGGCUCUCUCGGAGUCCAUGGAAGCCGGCACUAUCCUCGCAAAGACCCACGUCUUUGAAAUAAUUACCGCCACUGUCGGAAAGGUCACCAAUCGCAUGCGCCAGAUUGUAGCUGCUCGCACCCAGCCUAACCUGUACGAGCCCCAGCUCAGUGUUCUGGAUGAGACCCUCUCCCGCGAGCGUUCCGACAUGCAGGCUCUCUUCAAAUUCAUUGAGGACUCCAUUGUCUCUGUUGCGGCCGGCAGUAACGACAAGCAAAUGGAGCGCGGCGACGGCAGCGGCGAUCUGCCUGAGGACGCCAUAAUUCGCCAAUGGGGCCGCCGCUGGCUCCGUGUCUUCCGCCGCAAAGCUGCUGUCGAGGAUUCGUUCAUUACCGAUGCCCUGGCUAACGCUACCCCCGUUGGUACUGUCGCCCCGCCUUCUGCGGAGUCUGACAUGCCGGAUGCCCCGGCUGAUGCAGGUGCCGAUGGCGAUCUCGACGUUGCUGAUGCUUAA
Penicillium lagena is the source of this 2487-nucleotide messenger RNA. RefSeq names its product NCBP1 family protein. The record is from RefSeq and is a predicted model, not a curated record. The transcript is spliced from 7 exons. Gene Ontology annotation, cellular component: nuclear cap binding complex; nucleus. Lineage: Eukaryota; Fungi; Ascomycota; Eurotiomycetes; Eurotiales; Aspergillaceae. Bases 1 to 2487 code for a protein of 828 amino acids. Gene Ontology annotation, biological process: nuclear-transcribed mRNA catabolic process, nonsense-mediated decay; mRNA export from nucleus. Gene Ontology annotation, molecular function: mRNA binding; RNA cap binding.